CAGUUCCUAACACUAGAACGAUCCUGUUCGCUGCAGACGUGUAUUUAGUAUUGUUAGGGAACGAAAGUGACCGGCAAAUUAACAUUAUUUAGGGAGUCAAACUUGGUGUAGUUUCUGCGAUAUCCAUUAAUUUUUCAUAGCAUAUCUCUGCGGCUCUGUUAUUGAGCUAUUGCGGUCCAGACAAAAGUCAACAAAGGUGUGUGCGGUUUUGUAAAUAUUACAGAAAGUAGAAGCAAUCAGCAUUGCUUUCAGCAUAUCGAGGCAGGGAAAGUAAAUCCCUCAUCUGUAUGGAAGAAGCUAAACCGGAACUGCUGUGAUUUGGACAAAAACAGUUCAUACAAUCGUGUCCCGUACGAUCACCAAAUAGAGACGGAUUUCAAAGCAUCACUGGCUGGUAAAUGCAUCCCAAUAUAAGCUGUCGCCGGGAUUACUACAGCAGGGCAGUCGAGUGAACGUUAUCGAGAUUGUUAUCGCACAACCAAUCAGCCCAACCAUGAGUCGUUGGGAUCGACGUAAUGAUGAAGGCCAAUAUCAUCAGCGGAACCGUCUCAAUGAAGCAAGGCACAGUACGAACCGGACCCGGUUAAGCCGCAGCAGAUCUCGGUCUGAAUCUCCCGAGAGAUCAAGAUCACACUCCCGUUCCCCGACCAGCGAGCGCCAACGACGACCUCCUGUCUCACACGGGCACCAUCCUGGACGUUACGACCACCAGCAACACCAACGGCACCAACAGGACCAGCAGCAGGACGAAGAACGCCGGCGACGACAGGAAGCACUGGACAGCCGCGGACGAGCUGGCCCCAAUGGCACCGGAACCGGUCCCGGUGGCACCUCGGGCGUGGUGGGACGGCGCACUGGUGGCAGCACGGGCGGUGCCAAACCUCCGGUCACCGGCAUCCAGAUGAAAUUGGCCGCUCCGGCCAGCAAGGAGCCACCCCGGCUCAUGAAGCCGGUUGCGAACGCGUUCCGGUUGGCGGAUGACAGCGACGACAGCGAACCGGAAGAGAUGCCGGCCGAGUGCCGGAUGCGGAUGCGCAACAUUGGACGGGAAACGCCCACCUCUUCCGGGCCCAACUCGUUCGGCAAAACGAAGCACGGGUUCUGUGAUUCGAAGAAGAUGUUCGAGAAGAAGAUUGGCGGCAGCGUCGGUGACCGUUGAGGAUGGGCAAACGGGGAAGCUAGAGAGCGGGAGAACGAGGGCCGUGUGACGUGAGUGAGACUGAUCCGGCGGCCGGUGGCGCCGAAGAGCGGACGAGUGAGGCCAGUCGAUGGGAAACGAUUCCCGCAGGAGCUAGGUUAAGGAGCGUGAAUUUCGCUUUAUUUAUCUCUCGCACCACCGAACCGCGCGCCCUUCUUCCCCGGGGCCAGGGUUUGGCAUUAUUGUAGUGCAAAACGUUUGUUCUUUCGUUGGCCGGUACGGGCUCCAAGGGCGGUUGGCAGGGCUUUUAAUCACUCACGGGGUCGCUUACCGCCAACAUUUAACGUAGGAUUAACGAAACUCUUUCAUGAAACAAUUGUAACGCACCGUUGUCAGAUGCUAGCAAAUCAUUGAAUAAAUUAAUU
This is a messenger RNA of Anopheles nili, 1563 nucleotides long. RefSeq names its product PEST proteolytic signal-containing nuclear protein-like. Lineage: Eukaryota; Metazoa; Arthropoda; Insecta; Diptera; Culicidae. The record is from RefSeq and is a predicted model, not a curated record. The transcript is spliced from 3 exons. Gene Ontology annotation, biological process: protein ubiquitination; proteasome-mediated ubiquitin-dependent protein catabolic process. The coding region runs from base 494 to 1159 and encodes 221 amino acids. Gene Ontology annotation, cellular component: nucleus.